Molecule: messenger RNA, 3250 nt
Organism: Chlamydomonas reinhardtii
Lineage: Eukaryota; Viridiplantae; Chlorophyta; Chlorophyceae; Chlamydomonadales; Chlamydomonadaceae
Exons: 8
Coding region: 250-1797 (515 amino acids)
Source: RefSeq, a predicted model, not a curated record
GUAAUGCACAAAUGAAAACUGAACAUGUACAAAUAGCUCGAAACGGGAAGGAUGUCGCAGUUCAACUGUUUCGGACAGCAAGUGCCUCAGGCGACACCCUGGAUCCCCUUGACGCUGCACAGUCAUUUAACAACUGGUCACGGUCAAUGGGGCAUAGAAACGGAGGCUGUUGAACACGUUCAGGGCGCGCUCGUCAGCGAAGCGCAGGGUGCGCUCAGCAGCCCGGUGCAGACAGAGGAUGCUAUUCAAAUGUGUGUCGACUCAGGUUCUCCGAAAGCGGCCCGGAAAGCUGCCGAGCGGAGACGGAAGGGGGCAUCGGCGCCGCGCCCACAACAGUUGCAGCUGAACAGCUUACACGCAAAGCUGGAUCAGCUGAGGGAGCAGUACAAGGCCGCUGAGACGGAGAACAAGCGCCUGAAAGACCGGCUGAUGUUGAUGGAAGUGGUGCUGCCGACACGCGAGCAGCAAGCCAGGAUAGCGGCAGCGGGUGCGGCCGGCAGCAGCGGCACCUUGUCGCAGCCGCAGACGGCGAGGCCUGCGGCCGAUGCCGAUGAAGCGGCCAAUGCGGAGCCGCGGGCGCGCUCCUUUGGGCCCGUGAGCGGCCUGGGUCAGGAGGAGCUGGGGCAACAGCCAGCGCUAGAGUUUGGGCUGGGGUCGAUCUGCAGCGGACCUGGCGUUGGCCGGGCUCACAGACCCCACUCCUGCAGCUACAGCCACACCACCACCUCGAACCCAGAUGGCGCCAGCUCUCCGUCCGCCUGCACGGUGAGCGGCAGCGGCCAAGCCGCCAACAAGCGGGCCGGAGAGGAGGCAGCUUGCGCACAGAGCCGGCCGCCGCACGAGCACCAGAAGCCGCCACAGCCGUGGCGGCAGCCACAACAGCCGCGGCUGCAGCUCGGCCCCCCUCCACCCAUCGGCACACGAACGGAGGUCAACCGCGCAGCACCCCAGCUGCAGCCGCAGCAGGCCCUGCCUGGCCACCCUGCUAUCACUGCUGCAGCUGCUGCAGCCCCAGCUGCCGCUAGGCCUGAUUCUGUAGCCGCCGCGACCGCGGCGUCAGGGCGGGGGCCAGAGGCGGCACCACAGGGCAGCGGCGAGCUGUCGGCGGCGUGGCGGGCGCUGUGGUUGAGCUGGGUGCGGGACGCGGCGCUGCUGGUUGUGGCGCACGACGCCCGGCCCCGUGACCACUGGCUGCGGCAGCUGGACGUGGCGUGUACGCAGCUCAAGACGCGGGUGGUGCAGCUGGGGCUGAAGCACCCCGAACUCAUUGCAGACGACAUGCCGCAGCUAAACCUGGACACGGGGCGACUGCAGGAGCCGCCGGAGGGGCACUGGCGGCCAGUGGCACUGGCGAUGCGAGCCACGCCCGCGCAGGUGUCGGCCUGCCGCGCGGCUCUGGCGCUGUACCGCGAGCGCAUGGAGGUGGUGAUGGCGGAGCGCAGCCGCCUCACAGAGCGACUGGCAGACAGCAUGGCCGGGCUGAGGCUGGGGACAGAGCAUGAGGGAUGGCUGCAGGUGGCCGCCAGCAACGUCGAGAAAACGUCUGUAGAGGCGGCGGCGGCGGCAGCGGGGCUCGACGAGAACGUGGCCGCAGAAGGGCGCGCCACCAAAAUUGCCAAGGACCUGCUGAGCAGCGACAUGUUCACGCCGCUGCAGUGCGCCCGCGGCAGUGUGGCCAGCUACCCCUACUUCCCAGACGCUCUGGCAAUCAUUACGGAGGUGGCCAGGCUGCACGAGGCAGGCCAGCCGGCGGCGGCGGCGCUGCAGCAGCUGCCAUCGGCGUGGCGGGCACAAUGAGCCUGCCGAAUGUUGUCGAUCGUGUGCGGUUUGCAUGUUGAGCUCCAAGUACCAUACUGCUUGUUGAUUGAAUAAUUUGCAUGGCCAAAGGCCAUCCCCGUACGGUCGCGGUGGGGUUGGCAGGCAUUUGGUUACCAGCACUUGCCGCCAAUGCUAACUAGGAAACGAUUACAUGUGCUGCAUGUGCUACACCUGCACCAUGUUACCGGGCUGCCUGGUGUGUCUGUGCGUUAAUUAUUGCUGAGUUUGCAAGGAACGGCGCAGCUGUGUGGUUGGCUGUCCUUGUUGGCAACUACCACAUGUCGCAAUCGAACGUAAUGGAUACGCACAUGCCACGUCUGAGCGCGGUGCCAGCGCACACCGGCGCGUUUGGAACACAAUCCGUAGGAGUCCUCGAACCAAGAAUGAACGUGUCACAGGGUUCUUCGGUGCCUGUCUUCGCAGAACUGCUUCUAGGUGGUCAAAUGGGUAUGGAGGCCACGACUCAGUUUCUUGUACUUGCUACCAUUGUGAGCAGGGCACACGCAGUCAAUAAAUCGUAACCCGUUGCUUGUUCAGCCAUUCCAUGGUUCCAAUGUGUAACCGGACCGUCGUGUGGGCAUGUCGCACCCAUGGAGGGCACUGUAAACUGCAGGCAGUCGACAGUACCGUACUUAUUGCAGCGUCAGGGCUUGUGUUUUUGUGGAUGCGGAUUCUUACACCGUUUACCGUUGUACCGGCCAACAGGGCCCGGGCCGCCUCGCCCGCCAUUUGGUGCGUGUGUGGUUUUUGAGGUGAGAGUUCAUUGACGGACGAGGCAGGACUGGAUGGGGUGCAUAUCUUACCUGGGGUUUCGAGGGGUGGAGGCCCCUGGAGCUCUAGGAGCUGGUUGUUCGGCUGUGCCUGUUAUGCCGUGUUUGCCGAGCACACCGCUGCCGUGCUGCCAUGAUGUGUGAGGAGCACAAGGAGGGAAACACGCAGCCGUGCUGUGUGUGUGUGGUGUGUGUGUGUGGUGUGUGUGUGGUGUGUGUGUGUGUGUGUGUGUGUGUAUGUGUGUGUGUGUAGGGUGUGACGCAUUCACAGUCAUGCCGCCAUUCAAUUGUGAACAUGCAGCGCAGUAGCGCUCCCUCGCCAGCGGCUAGUCGCUGGCGCACCAGGUUACGGCUCCGCGGGUGGGCACCUUGCCCUGACGGCUGGAGGGGCUGUUCGCGCCCCUCCCCUGUAAAGUAAGGAGGCGCGUUCUCUCGCCAGUCACGCCGCUUUCCCACACCUGGCACGACGCUUAGCUGGCCGCAGCAUGCAGGGGUUGACCCUUAGCUAAGCACCCGGAAAUCCGGAAUGCAGGCCUGCAGCUGUGAACAAGUGACUGACAAUGCCAGCUAAACUGUCUUGCCUCCAAACCUGCACCUGUGAACCUGCCCCAUUUUGUUGGCCAAGCUAUAAUUUAACAUGUUACGUGUGGCAAUGGGCAACU